CUCACCACUUUCAGAGUGCAUCUUCUCUCUCAUUUGCAUUUCUUCCGCUUCCUCGUGACAAGAAACACUUCAUGUCAAAGGGCUGUGAGAGAAGAUCAGAUUGGAGAGAAGGAACACACACAGCCUGGAUGGCAGCACAGUGUAGAAUGAGCAGGUACUCAGAGGAUGGGAUGUUCGCUGUAGAAGGCUUUCUAAGCUGGAUAAUUGUCACUGAUUGGAGCGCGCAGCAACACGGUAAUUAGAGACCUGGCACUGGUACAUCACGACAGCAGCAGCAGCGUUACCAUGGAGACUGGCAAGCCAGGAUUGGCGAGCGCGCCGGUGCACAUCAGCUCCGUCGCAGCGCAGGCAGAGAAAAGGAUGGACAUCCAGGCCCCUCUCACGGCUGUUUACAUCCACACAGUGCCUGCUUUACCAGCGCAGCCUUACCCUCAGCCUCCUGCAGCUGCCCGGGAGCCAGCUACACUCCAUCUGGCUAUGCCGCCUCUCUACUCGAAGGAGACGCUUCCCUUUUUGACACUCCAUAUUGCUGGUGGGCUGCAAUCUCAGCCGGGAUUGAGUCUGGCAGCUGCUGUUCCUGCAGUCAGACCCAAGUCUGCAGGAAAGCAUGUGUGUCCACACUGCGGAAGGGACUGCAUGAAGCCCAGUGUGCUGGAGAAGCAUCUCCGCUGCCACACUGGGGAGCGGCCUUAUCCCUGCAACACUUGUGGAGUUUCUUUUAAGACUCAGAGCAACCUCUACAAACACAGACGUACUCAGGCUCACGCUCGCCUCUCGUCCGAGUCAGAGCAGAGCAGCCUGAGCAGCCUCGACAGCAUGUCCAGCUCAAGAGAGACUUGUCCCUCCAGUUUGUCUUUGGAUGAGUCGGGCAGCGUGGAGAAGGAUGCUACACUAACUGCUGCUGAGAGCGCCAGUCCAGUUAGUGCUACAAGGACCUUCUCUGUAAGAACGCAAGGUUCUGUCAGCGAACACAAUGAGCUGGUCCUCACAGGUCACAAUACAAAACCAAAUGAAAGUGAAAAGGCAGCAAAGGAAGAGGAAAAACAGAGGCUGGAAAAACCUCCUCUGACCGGUAGUCGACAUCUUCCCCUCCAGAGACAAGAGGCCACUCUGUUCUCCAAGCAGUGGGAGAGUUCUGUGUCCAGAGGGAAAUCCCAGAGUCAUGAGAGCACAGACUCCGGCUUCAGCGAGAGCAGCGACCAAUACCUGAGCCCCAGCAGCAUUUUACCGGACCACAGCAUGGAUUCCCUCGCUGAGUCCACCAAGGAGCAUCUUGAAGAACCCAUCGGCACAGACGCACCUUCAGAAACAGGCCACGGUGGACAGGAGCCUAAAGACACUGUGAGGGAGCAGGAGACACUGGAGGAGCGCAUAUCGAAGCUGAUUUCAGAGAAUACAGCUGUUGUGGAGGACAAACAGCUGGAGAAUGUCAGACCACGGAAGACAGUUCUGUCAAAGCAGGGCAGCAUCGACCUCCCCAUGCCGUACACGUACAAGGACUCCUUUCACUUUGACAUGAGGAUCAAUCAGAGUCAGAGUUUCGGCUUACAAAGAAACAGAAAGCCAGAGUUGUACAGCUCUGUGCCCACUCAGCACUCCUCCGCCAUGGAGCAUGCUCCCUUAACCCGCAGCAACUCCCUCCCGUUCAGCGUGACCCUCCUGCAGCCUGAGAGGAGCAGCCCAAACUCCUCCUAUCACAGCGAUUAUGUAACACUCGCCCGGAGGGGAAGCUCUGGCCAGAUCAACCCAACAGGUUUCACGAUGAAGCCUGUGAACCAGCACUCGUCCACCCACCGCCCACUAGUCCGGCAGACAGCCGUAGACUGCAACCACGCAACAGACGGUCUCUUCAGGAAUUCAUCUGUGGAGGAGGCGUGCACCAGCAGUCUCAGCUGCGAUGGGGACGGCGGUGACAUUUGUGGAGAGCCAAGCAACAGAAAGUUCCGGAGGAAGAAAGCGCAGAAGUUUGCCUACAACAAGUGGUACAUGUACGGGGGAGGAACAUUCAAAAAGCUCUACAAUGCUGAGAAGAGUGGUGAUAACAGUGUUAUCAAAGGCAGGAAAUGCUCGACAAACCCAGAGCACGAGGUGGUUCAAGGUCUACAGAAGAGGCUGUCAGUGGUUCAGAAGGAGACGUUAACAACAACUGGCUCAACAAUCCACUUAACAAACACCAGUGCAGCAGUGGGCCACUCAGGCGGCCCUCCCAGUCUACCCCCCGUCCCCGCUGUGGACUGUAAUCUACAAACCAGUCACCUUAAUUCAUCGUGCAGCUCUCUCAAGGCUCCACUUCGGAGGAAUUUGUCUUUGUCAGUUCUACCAUUACCUUCCAUUGGAUCACUGGUUAGUCACAAAACAGACGGUGCAAACAGACCAGAGGCUGGGAGGCUGAUGAAUGAAGAAAAACGUCCUGACUCUGCAUCGCAGCUCUGCGCUGUCCAUGUUCCCUCAGACAGGAAAAAGCAAAGAACUGAUGACAAAAUCCUUUUCCCUCUGGAGAUGAAUCCUGACCCAAACACACUGACUCAUCCCCCUCCCUCUGUUUCUGGAAGCGUGUCUAAGCAGGAUACCAAUCUCACUUAUAUCCGCCUUCAAGAAAAUCCAAAACACACUCAGCUCAAAGCAGCUCUUUUCCCACCAUGCAUAAUCAAUGCAAAUGCACCGUCUGUUAGCACCUCUCCAGCCACUUCCAUCCCCCCUGCUGCCAAGAACAGCUUCCUGCCCAAGUACCAGCUCAAGUUACCUAAUGCUGCUGAACCUGAUUCAAAUCCUUCACUGCAGGUUGUAGAUAACCUGACAAGAACUGAUGGUGGCACUUUCACCUCUCCUCCCACUGAGCAGACCUCGCCCUCCAUCACAACUUGUGAAAAGAGCUGUAGGGACACCAUCACUUCACCAGUCAUGCAAACUUGUGAUACCAAGAAGACAAGGGCUUUAAUUUCUCCACAAGACAAGCUAGCCCUGCCCUGCACAGUCACAGCUCUUUGUCAGUCACAGCUCAGUCAAACUUCAGCGCCUAGUUUAGCUGUAGUGCACAGGCAGUUUGCAGCAACCACAAUAACCACAAGCUGCCUACAAGAUUAUCAGGCAGGAUUAUGCAGCACUUUGAUACAGUCUUCAAAAUCUGCAGUUCCUAUGCAGUCACCCAAACCUGUUGCACCUGCAGUAGUGAACUAUCCUACAACAUCCACCGUAACCACAGCAAACAAUCAGACAUCUGCUCAAGAUUGCCUUAGCCCUCCUUUGUCGCACACACAUCAAUCAGCAGCAGCAGACUCGUCAAACCCUGGAAGCAGAGCCCAUGUCGGCCCAAACACGCCACUCGUACCGUGUCACGUGGUACCGUUUGACCCGGUGCAGCCGGCUGCUCAGAAUGUGUUUCAUGUCCAGACAGCAGACCUCCAGAUCUGCCUCCAGAUCAUAUCUGAUGAGCAGCUGGCCCUCAUUGAACCUCAGAUUGAGCGACCAUCAGGUUCACAGAGAUGCGACACAGAAGCCACACAAGUUGUUCAGAAUAAGGCUCAAAGCUUCGUCACUGUGGAAAGUAGCAACGAGAGAAGAGACCGCGAACAGCCAGCUCAUGAAGGAGAUGAUAAAAGUGAGUCUUUGCCCCCAGUUAACCCAAAGAGAAUAACAUCUCCACUGUCUGGACAAUCUGGAAAAGCAGAAACAGAUCUUCAGCUCACUCAGGACAGUAGUUCCAGCCAGCCUGCAGCACCACCUGAUUCUAUUCCUCCUGAAACUCUGGACUCGUCGCUACACCCACAAAAACACGGUCAUGUAAACACAGUCACAGAGACUCAGAACUCUGCGGGCGAUGUUAUGUCAACUGCCACUUCACUCAGAGGUGUAAAGUCAGGAAGGAGCCAAACUUUAGAGGAGCAACAGGCCCUUUCUCAGAAUCGUGCUGAGGAGAAACUUUUGCCGGACAGGAAGGUCAGCCAAGGUGGAGCGGCCUCACAAACACUCUCCAGCCAACACAAGCUCAGCGUGAGCUCUCCUUCCACCAGCACAGUAAAUCAAAAUAGCAUGAAAAGAGAAGCACCGAGCCAACACAAACUUAAAAAUCAAGGAGCCUCGUGUAAUGUAGGCACAACGAAUGCCAAGCGUGAAACCUCGGCGUACAAAAGCAGCAGAUUAGAAAGCGGAGAAUCCCUCAGUCAGGCCGCCGGUGCUGCAGGCGCUGAUAAACCGUCACUUUCUGUCAACAAAUGCAAAACUUUAAGACGUUUGAACCCACAAGCAUCAAUCUACUGCAGCGAUCAAGUGGAAUCUACGUUAUCUGACAAUCUGACUUCAUCCAAAUGUUCGAACACGGGAUGUGGCGUAGCAGGAAGUCCAGAUGAGUCUGUCCCUUUAGUGGAAAUCACCCCACGUGAUUCACAGGAUGUCAUCAGUUCUGCCCCCUCAGACAGACGGUUUACAUCAGUGUCUUCUACCAUCCGGCUGGAAGAACCCAAAGACGCUCCAGCUGCAAGCAUCCAGAGCCCAGCCGCAGGCCGAAUGGAGGGAGCCGCCCAGGUGGGAUGUGAAGCCCAGAAGGAGACACAGGAACAUGCAGGGACUCCUGGGCGGCCGGAUAGCGCCGCCUGGAGGCCGAAGCAGAGCCAAGAAGCCGGAGAGACACACCAGCAGCACUGGGAGGAGCAGAGUGGUGGUGGGGCGAUGGGAGAGGAGACAGACGGGCAACUAAAGACGGCUAAAGUGUCAGCACAGUGGGACAAGGGAGAAGACAGAAAGGUCAAAGCAGAUUCCUGUAAGAACUCCUGGCUAUCCGAGCAGCAUCUUCAGCAUCUUUCCCAGACGCACUCAGGAAUGUCUGAAUACCCUCCACGGAGCCCUCAGCAAGCUCCGAGCUCGUCAAAUAACCUCCAUUUAUCCGCCAGCAGCAUUCAGGCGAACCUUUUCAAUUCGCCACAGCCUCCAGUGGAAAUGAACCACUUCUACGUCUCGCAGCAGAGCUGGGAGGACGGCGGCGGCAUCCACAACCAACAGACACAGGUUCAGCUGUCGGAGAAAGAUUUUUCAAGAACUGAACCUUAUCUUCAACAAUCUCUAACAUUCUCGCACCAGGAACAAAACAGCACCAUUCAGCAAGGAAACAGUGCUGCAGGUACCAACAGCACAGCAGGAAGCUUUAGCAGUAAGUCAGGAGAUCACAAAGACCCAAACCUCUCGUCUGAUGUCGGAUUAUUAUCCUCCACACACUGCAGCCAAGCAUCUCAAGUCUGUAGAGCUGCUGCUGGAUUUAUGGGCGAAAUGUCAAAGAACAACCAGAAUGCCGGGUCUCCAUCGAGGCCUUUUGCUUACCCAGAACCUGAGGAGAAGCAGGACAGUAUAGAUAAGCCACUCAGUGACUACACAAGUCACAGCAGCAACUCUGGGAGACCUGACUUUACCAACAAAUACCAGUCCAUCUUCUUGACUGGAUCGCUUCCUGGCUACCAGCCUGAGUGUCUAAGCGGCGGCGUGAGGCCCGUGCAGAGCUGCCAGGACUACACAGAAGACACCAGCAGCAGUGACGACGAAGGGAAACUCAUAAUUGAGCUUUAAGCGAGAGCUGAACGUACAACGUGUGCUAUCUGAGAUGUUUUUGCUGUAGAUAUAUGUUUUGCAGAGGCACAGCUGCUCUGGAGGUAGAAAUGAUAUCACUGGUGGACGGAGCCCAUUUAACUCAAAAUAUACAUAAAGUGGAAAAGAAAAUGAUUGAAAUAUUAAAACAUUAAAAACAAACUAAUGCUG
Molecule: messenger RNA, 5742 nt
Organism: Stegastes partitus (bicolor damselfish)
Lineage: Eukaryota; Metazoa; Chordata; Actinopteri; Pomacentridae
Gene: znf831
Product: zinc finger protein 831
Exons: 4
Coding region: 286-5553 (1755 amino acids)
Source: RefSeq, a predicted model, not a curated record